Molecule: messenger RNA, 1734 nt
Organism: Caenorhabditis remanei
Lineage: Eukaryota; Metazoa; Nematoda; Chromadorea; Rhabditida; Rhabditidae
Exons: 7
Coding region: 1-1734 (577 amino acids)
Biological process (GO): mRNA processing
Cellular component (GO): nucleus
Molecular function (GO): RNA binding
Source: RefSeq, a predicted model, not a curated record
AUGGACGGAGCGCUAGAUGUCGACGCAAUGCUCGACGGGGCGAUGGACGCCGCAAUGGAGGAAAAAGAUCAAAAUCGUCAGAAAUCAUCGCCAAGUCGUUCAAAUCGCUCGAGAUCGCGUUCACCGAGCCGUAGAUCAGGAAGAAGCCGCUCGCGGAGCCGAGAUCGACGUCGCAGCCGUUCGAGGGAUCGUGGCGAUCGUCGGAGAUCCAGAAGUCGUAGUCGUGACCGUCGGAGACGUCGUUCGACGAGUCGAGACCGUCGCCGGAGCCGUUCGAGGGAUCGUGGAGCGUAUAGACGACGAUCGAGAACCCGUUCCAGAGAUCGUCGCCGUUCACCACCACGAAGACGUCGUUCGCCGCCAAGAAGAUCACCGAGAAGAAGUCCACCGAGAGGCCGCCUUCCGGGACCAGAACGUCGCGAUGUGAUGCCAUUCAACCCCCGUCAUUCUCCACCAAAAAAUGCGAAACUCGAGUUAUCACCAGAAGAAAGAGAUCAACGAACCCUUCUAAUCAUGCAAAUCGCCCGGGAUACUCGUCCCCGUGAUCUCGAAGAGUUCUUCUCUUCAGUAGGCGCCGUUCGUGACGUCAGAAUCAUAACGGAUUCACGGACGGGACGAUCGAAAGGAAUCUGUUAUGUGGAAUUCUGGGAUGAGGAAUCAGUGCCGUUGGGUCUGGCGUUGAACGGACAGCGGCUUAUGGGCGCCCCGUUGCAAAUUCAAAGAACUUGCGCUGAGAGAAAUCGAGCGGCGAAUUCGUCAAUGGCUUCCACCUUGGGAUUUGUGGCUCCUGGAGCAGCGAAAGGCCCCGCCCACGUACUUGUCGAGAAUUUGCAUCCGAAGAUUACGGAGAAUAUGAUUCGAGAGAUUUUCGAAUCGUUUGGACGAAUUGAGAAGUUGGAAAUGGAGAAGUUGUCGAAUGGAGAUAAUAGGGAGACCGCGGUUAUUGUGUUCCGAAACGCGGACGAAGCACAAAAAUCAAUCGAACAACUCAACAAUUUCGAACUCGCCGGUCGACAAAUCCGUCUUUCCAUCAAACAGGACGCCCCGCCCCCUCCACAAAUCAAAAAGGAAGAAGCUUCAAUCCAUCAAAGAUCUCUCGACGACAUCGGUGAUCGUCAAGGCUUCUCACUAGGCGCCGGCGGUCGUCAACAGUUGAUGGCAAAGUUGGCUCAAGGCACGGGCUCCGGUAUGGAGCUCACGGCGUCGGCUCAAAUGGCCGCACAGCACGCUGGAAACUCUCAAAUUCCAUCGAUAGCUACUCAAUGUUUCCUUCUAUCGAAUAUGUUCGAUCCGAGUAAAGAAACGGAGCCAGCGUGGGAUCACGAUAUUCGAGAAGACGUCAUUGAACAGUGUGCUCAACACGGUGGAGCCCUCCACGUAUUCGUCGAUAAGGGCUCAGAACAGGGAAAUGUCUAUGUGAAGUGCCCGUCGAUAGCGAUCGCACAUCAGGCGGUGUCGGCGUUACACGGGCGGUGGUUUAGUGGAAAAGUGAUCACGGCGAAUUAUGUUCCGGUGAACUCGUAUCACGACUUGUUUCCCGAUGCGGUUGCUGCGAGGGUUCCGUUGAAUACGAGAAUUGCGGCCGCUGCGGGGAUUCAAAUGAUGCAGGUGCCGGUUAUGGUCGCGCCCGGAGGAGGGGUACCGGCUAAUGGCUACUCGUCGUACGGAAUGAUGUCAGCGACCGGAGCAAUUCCACCACAAUCAUCACAGGCUCCGUACGGUGGAUACUACUAG